Molecule: messenger RNA, 6308 nt
Organism: Rhinolophus ferrumequinum (greater horseshoe bat)
Lineage: Eukaryota; Metazoa; Chordata; Mammalia; Chiroptera; Rhinolophidae
Gene: MAST3
Product: microtubule associated serine/threonine kinase 3
Exons: 28
Coding region: 555-4553 (1332 amino acids)
Biological process (GO): peptidyl-serine phosphorylation; intracellular signal transduction
Molecular function (GO): protein serine/threonine kinase activity; protein binding; ATP binding
Source: RefSeq, a predicted model, not a curated record
AGGCCUGGAGACAUCGCCGGGGCCUCGCGUGGAGGCUGAGACCCGCCGCCAGAGGUCGCCAACGUUGGGGUUGAGGGAUAGGGGCGGAGCGCGCUCGGAUUCUGGGUACCGGAGACCCCUGAGAGCGGGGCGGGAGCAGAGGAGGAGAACGGGCGGAACCAGACGAGCGAGCAAUGAUGCGGGCCGACCAGCGAUGACUGCCCUUCCUUUCCCGCCAUGCAGUCCGAGGGCCUGGGACCCAGUAGCCUCGGCGUCCCCCCCCAAGAGGGGUUGGCACCGGCAGAUCCCGCCUCACGCAUUCCGACUGCUCCCACUGGGCUGGGCCUGCGCACAGGUGCGGGACUCCGAGCCCCGCCCCGAAGCAAAGAGAUCCCGCCCCCCUACCACCCCGCGCCCCAGGCGGCCCAGUCUCCGCGCCGCGUCAGCCGCUCCCGCCAGGCGUGCUGUCCCUGGGUUCGCGUCUGUCCGUCUGUCAGAUCGCGCCGCGAGAAGGGCUUGGGGGCCACGAAGGGGGCGUCGGUACCCGGCAGCAUAGACGCGGCCCCGGCCUCGGCAUGAAGUCCCGCAGGGACAAGCUGCACAUCCCGGCGCUGACUCUCGAUCUGUCUCCGAGCAGCCAGAGCCCAUCCUUGCUGAGCCCCAGCAGCCCCUGCAGCCCUUGCAGCCCCUCGCUGGGCUUGCACCCCUGGAGCUGCCGCAGCGGGAACCGCAAGAGCCUUGUGGUGGGAACACCCUCACCAACGCUUUCCAGGCCGCUGUCGCCCCUCUCAGUCCCAACUGCAGGCAACAGCCCCCUGGAUAGUCCCCGGAACUUCUCAGCAGCAUCAGCUGUCAACUUCCCCUUUGCCCGGAGCCACAUCCCUCGCACAGACAGGGCUGACGGCAGAAGAUGGUCCCUUGCAUCCCUCCCGUCUUCUGGCUAUGGAACCAACACGCCCAGCUCUACCGUCUCGUCAAGCUCAUCCUCCCGGGAGCGUCUCCACCAGCUUCCUUUCCAGCCUACGCCAGACGAACUGCAUUUCCUGUCCAAGCAUUUCCGCAGCUCAGAGAGUGUGGUUGACGAGGAGGUUGGACACCGCUCACCCCGCCUUCGGCCCCGCUCCCGAAGCCUCAGUCCAGGACGCACAACAGGCACCUUUGACAAUGAGAUCGUCAUGAUGAAUCAUGUGUACCGGGAGAGGUUCCCCAAGGCCACAGCCCAGAUGGAGGGUCGUCUGCAGGAGUUCCUCACUGCCUUCACGCCUGGUGCUCGGCUGGCACUGGCCGACGGCGUCCUGGGCUUCAUCCACCACCAGAUUAUCGAGCUGGCCCGCGACUGCCUGGCCAAAUCUGGAGAGGCACUUGUCACUUCCCGCUACUUCCUGGAGAUGCAAGAGAAGCUGGAGAGGCUUCUGCAGGAUGCCCAUGAGCGCUCGGACAGUGAGGAGGUUAGCUUCAUCGUCCAGCUGGUCAGGAAGCUGCUGAUCAUCAUCUCACGGCCAGCGAGGCUCCUUGAGUGCCUGGAGUUCGACCCUGAGGAGUUUUACCACCUGCUGGAGGCUGCCGAGGGCCAGGCCCGCGAGGGCCAGGGCAUCAAGACAGACCUGCCACAGUACAUCAUCGGGCAGCUGGGCCUGGCUAAAGACCCCCUUGAGGAUAUGGUGCCUCUGAGUCACCUCAAUGACAGAGGACAGACCCCAGCACCUGAGUCCCUGGAGAGCCGUGUCCUGGUCAGCCCGUCACGGAGGAAGCCGUGUGAGAGCGACUUCGAGACCAUCAAGCUCAUUAGCAACGGGGCCUACGGGGCCGUCUACCUGGUGCGGCACCGGGACACACGGCAGCGCUUCGCUAUCAAGAAGAUCAAUAAGCAGAACCUGAUCCUCCGUAACCAGAUCCAGCAGGUCUUUGUGGAGCGUGACAUCCUCACCUUCGCUGAGAACCCCUUUGUGGUCAGCAUGUUCUGUUCCUUUGAGACCCGGCGCCACCUCUGCAUGGUCAUGGAGUACGUGGAAGGGGGCGACUGCGCCACGCUCCUGAAGAACAUGGGCCCUCUGCCUGUGGACAUGGCCCGCAUGUAUUUUGCGGAAACGGUGCUGGCGCUCGAAUACCUGCACAACUACGGCAUUGUACACCGGGACCUCAAGCCUGACAACCUGCUCAUCACCUCGCUUGGCCACAUCAAGCUGACCGACUUCGGCCUGUCCAAGAUCGGGCUCAUGAGCAUGGCCACCAACCUCUACGAGGGCCACAUCGAGAAGGACACCAGGGAGUUCGUGGACAAGCAGGUGUGCGGGACCCCGGAGUACAUCGCGCCCGAGGUGAUCUUCCGCCAGGGCUAUGGCAAGCCGGUGGACUGGUGGGCCAUGGGCAUCAUCCUCUACGAGUUCCUGGUGGGCUGCGUGCCCUUCUUUGGAGACACCCCUGAGGAACUCUUUGGCCAGGUGGUCAGUGAUGAGAUCCUGUGGCCAGAGGGGGAGGAGGCCCUUCCAGCGGACGCCCAAGACCUCAUCACCAGGCUGCUCCGGCAGAACCCACUGGACCGUCUGGGCACUGGUGGCACCCAUGAGGUGAAGCAGCACCCCUUCUUCUGGACACUGGACUGGGCUGGUCUCCUGCGACACAAGGCCGAGUUUGUGCCACAGCUCGAAGCCGAGGAUGACACCAGCUACUUCGAUACGCGAUCAGAACGGUACCGGCAUCUGGGCUCUGAGGAUGAUGAGACCAACGACGAGGAGUCGUCCACAGAGAUCCCCCAGUUCUCCUCCUGCUCCCACCGGUUUAGUAAGGUCUACAGCAGCUCUGAGUUCCUAGCUGUGCAACCUACCCCUACCUUUGCUGAACGGAGCUUUAGUGAGGAUCGGGAAGAAGGGUGGGAACGCAGUGAGGGGGAGUAUGGCCCCCGGCAGAGCACUGACGUCCGGCUGAGGUCCUGGACGUCCUCUAGUUCCUCCUGCCACUCAUCCUCUUCCCAGCCUGAGCGGGGACCCAGCCCAUCUCUCCUGAGCACCAUCAGCCUGGACACGAUGCCCAAGUUUGCCUUCUCAUCAGAGGAUGAGGGAGCCAGCCUAGGCCCUGUGGGCCCCAAGAAGCCCGUCUUCAUUCUGGGAGAGCCUGACCCGCCACCAGCCGCCACCCCAGUGAUGCCCAAGUCCUCAAGCCUCUCUGCCGAUCCCGCCGCCCUCAGCCAUGCACGCCUACGGAGCAACAGCACUGGUGCCCGACAGUCCACACCCAGGGCCUUGGAUGCCGGCCGGGGCCGCCGCCUUGGGGGCCCACGAGACCCAGCCCCCGAGAAGUCUAGGGCUUCCCCCAGUGGGGGCCGGGUGCCCAAGUCGGCCUCAGUGUCUGCCCUGUCACUCAUCAUCACCGCCGAUGAUGGCAGUGGUGGCCCCCUCAUGAGCCCCCUGUCCCCACGUUCAUUGUCCUCAAACCCGUCGUCCCGUGACUCAUCUCCCAGCCGAGACCCGUCCCCUGUGUGUGGCAGCCUGCGGCCCCCCAUUAUCAUCCACAGCUCUGGCAAGAAGUAUGGCUUCAGCCUGCGGGCCAUCCGCGUCUACAUGGGCGACAGUGACAUCUACACUGUACACCAUGUCGUCUGGAGCGUGGAGGAGGGGAGCCCCGCCCAGGAGGCGGGACUGCAAGCCGGAGACCUCAUCACGCAUAUCAAUGGGGAGUCUGUCCUGGGGCUGGUACACAUGGACGUUGUGGAGCUGCUGCUGAAGAGCAACAACAAGAUUGCCCUCCGGACCACGGCCCUGGAGAACACAUCCAUUAAGGUGGGCCCCGCCCGGAAGAAUGUAGCCAAGGGCCGCAUGGCACGCAGGAGCAAGCGGAGCCGCCGACGGGAGACACAGGACCGGCGGAAGUCACUCUUCAAGAAGAUCUCAAAACAGUCCUCCGUGCUACACACCAGCCGCAGCUUUUCCUCUGGCCUCCACCACUCCCUGUCAUCCAACGAGAGCCUCCCAGGCUCGCCCACCCACAGCCUCUCCCCCAGCCCCACCACACCCUGCCGCAGCCCAGCUCCUGAUGCCCCAGCAGAAACUGCAUCCCCACCCAGUGCAUCUCCGAACUCUAGCAGCCCUGCCUCUCCAGCCACUGCUAGCCACACCCGCCCCAGUUCCCUGCACGGCCUGGCUGCCAAGCUAGGGCCACCCCGUCCCAAGGCUGGCCGCCGCAAGUCCACCAGCAGCAUCCCGCCCUCCCCGCUGGCCUGCCCACCCGUGCCUGCACCCCCACCCCGCUCACCCUCACCCCUGCCGGGGCACCCACCCACACCUGCCUGGUCCCCAAGUUUGCGCCGGGGCCAGUCAGCUGACAAGCUGGGUGCAGGGGAGCGGCUGGACGGGGAGCCGGGUCGUCGCAGCCGCGGGCCAGACUCUGAGCUGGUGGUCAUGCGACGGCUGCAUCUGUCCGAGCGCCGAGACUCCUUCAAGAAGCAGGAGGCUGUGCAGGAGGUGAGCUUUGACGAGCCACCAGAGGAGGCCGCCGGGUUACCUGCUGUGGUGCCCCAGAUUGCAGUGGAGGGUGCCGAGGCUGUACCUGAAGCCCUGGGACCUGCAGCGAAGGACUGAUCCUUCCUACCUGGCCUCCCCCCGGCCUGGAAGUCAUGCGGUUUUUAGUGUGCAAGGUUUUUCAAGUCAAGUGGCACCUGGAUGGAGACUGAGCCACUAGCUUGUGUCACCCAGAAGGCAGGAAGCCAUCAUGGUCCUUGCUGGAAGGUGCAGUCAAGCGCCUCCCUCGUGUUCUGGUACCGAUCCGUCAGGGGCUAUAAGGCAGGAAUGGGAGGUGAUGGUGGCACUGUAAAUAGCAGCAAAUCCCUGCAACUAAUUUAUUACUUUUUAUAAGCGAUGGCCAGACAGAGCUGCCCCUGUGACAGCAGCUGCCCAGGGCCUGCCCCAUGCAGACCCUGCCCCCAGGGCUCUAAAGGAAGCACUUUGGACAAGUCACAUGUGUUCGUAUUUUCUUGUUGUUCUGUACUUUUAAAGUUUUCUGUGUGUUACUUGAUCCCAUCAUUGACCCAAGACCCACCGAUUUGAAGGGUUGCAGCCCAGCUCAAUUGUCUGGGCCCGGUUUAGAUGUGACCCGGAGGAUCUGUAAUCGAUUCCCUUCCACCACAAAACAAAGUCAUCUUCAUGAUGGACUGGAUGCUGACGGCUGCUUCCCACCAUGGUAACCUCCAUCCGUAGUCCAGCCUGGCUAGAAUCUGCCUCCAGUCCUGUGGGUUUAGGGGAUAUGGAAACUGGGGCUUUGAUAGAUCACCAGAUCUAGGCAAAGGAUCACCCACUCCACAGGUUGACACUAAUGCCCCAGGAGGCACAGGCCUCAAAGGGCACUGCCAGGGCAGGAGAAGAAGAUCCCCCUUGAACAAGAUUUCACAUAUUUGAUGCCCACCAGGGUUAAAUGUGGACCAUGAUGUUUGAAACAUCAUGGUUCCCUCGAUAUGUUAGAGCCUCCCUGGGAUGAAAUUCGAGUGAGAAAACCCAACGGGGGUGGGAGGGGAGGCAGUGAGGCCCGAGUUUGAAUCUUGGCUUCACUCUUUGGCUCUGGGAAAAUGGCUUUCCCACUCUGUGCCUGAGUUUCCUUAUGUUUACAAAACUAAUCCCAAUGACGAUUAAGCACUUACUGUGUGCCAAGCGCUUUUACUUGUGGCUUCUCCCUCAGCUGGCCUUGAGAAGCCUGGAGGUGGUAUCGUCACCCCCAUUUUACAGACAAAUAGCUGAGACCUGGUGUGGGUGGAGAGUCAUGCAGCCAGGCCUUCUUGUGGGCCUUGUCAAGGGAACUUGAAUGCAGAGUCUGGUAUCAGAUACAGCUGACUCCAGCCAGCCUGUGAUGUUAUGUGAACCACAGGGGCAUCUCAGAGCCUUUAGCGUUUCCCAUUUAGAGGUGGCUGGCAAGAUUGCUGUGCCCCACAUGGUAAUGGCACUUUCCAAAUACUGCAGCCCUAUCUGCAUCCCUCCCCCCGGCCCAGCAUUGCCUGGUGUUGGAGCUAGACCAAGGCUAUGCAUGACUUGCUCCCUUCUUCCAUCCCGGAGCUGACAGUGAAUAAAAUCCACAUUGACAAACAGGAGGUCCAGUGUCUGGAUUUGUGAAGGGACAAAAAAAGAGUAAGGAAAGAGUGAAGGGAGCGGGGUGAAAACAGACCCUCGGCUCAAAGUCAUUUGAAAUGGGUUUUGAAGGCUGCACAGGAGUUCAUCACUGAGAUUCUCUGGUCCUGGCCUCCUGCUGCCUUCUCUCUGUGAGUACCCAUCCUUGGCUAUACCCUUAAAAGCUUCAUCCAGACACCCAUCUGGGGCUCUCGGCUGUGUUAAUAAAAAAUUGAUAAACCA